UAGAGACAACGAGUGCGUCCCGGUGUAUCUCCGUGAAUGGCUUUCCUGUUUAUUAGUUUCAGCGGUUAUGAUUCCGUCGUUUCUCUGUGUAUUUCAACAUGAAUGCCAGUAAAAUAUGAUAUUCGAGGUGCGACCUCGCAAUUACUGUGAGAACACGCUGCGGAUAGUUGACGGCUACUUGAAUGCGUUUUAUCUGAAAACUUUCUGAAGUAUUUGGAGCUUUUGGAGCUACGAAGAUUUCGUUGUUUAUGGCAACUGACGUUGCUACAUGAUUUAGAGGAAUAUACGAGUGUUGGCCCGUGGCGUUUAAAGAAGGAAAAUAACGUCUAUUCACGAACAUCCAGAAGCAGAUGUGAACUCGAAAGAAUUCUACUUUGAAAGUCAACGAAAACGUUUCAAACAGGGAGAUUCUAUGGACAGUGACAACUGUAAUGUUCAUGGUAAAAUGUCAAGUACCGAUGCUGCCAAGAAGAGUAACAAGUCCCGGGCUAAGAACGACUCGAAAGCUAGACCAAUGUCUAGAAAUAGGGAGGACGAUGUGAUUGCAGAAUCGGAUGAAAUUCAAGUAGGAAACAGAAGGUCUAUGUUAAGAAAAAGGAGUUCAGCUGUAUCGAGGGUAAGAACUGAGGGUGAUUCAAACUCGUCGAGCGAAAGCGAGACCGGUAAGUCCGAGAAGAGAGUGUCCAAUGUAAAAACAUAUAGGGAUGGGAAGCACGGAGAGAAAAAGGACGAAAGGUCAGGAGGUUCUAAGACUAGAGCUGCUCGAGAGAGUUACAGUUCGGAUUCUGAAGUAGAAGUAUUUCAAAAUGCGAGUCGGAAUAGUAAUGCUAGGAGGAGUAGGAAUCGAACUUUGUCAGAAUCUAGAACAAGUAAGAGAAUAGGUAAGAGCGCACAGCAUAACGAUUCAGAGUCCUCAAGUAAUGCAGAGAGUUAUAAGUCUACACAGUCUAUGGCAAAGUUCAAUGGAAAAGCACAGUUAGCAACAUCGUCCAAAGGAAGUAAAGAAUACCGGCGAUCGAGCAUGAGAGACAAAGUUCCUAAAAAGCUAUCAGAUAUCGAAUCGAAAUCAGACACUGAAAGUACAGACGAGGACAAAGAAUGUACUGCAAAGCAGUCAAGAACUUCGUCAUUGAAACAAGGAAAGAGAGGAAAGAUGGAGUCUGCGAAAGUUGGAAGCUCUCAAAUCUCUGAUAAAAAAAGACAUGAAACCGAUUCUAGUUCUGGAAAGGAGUUUCAGGAUUCGAAGCUUGUACGUAAGAGCUACGUUAAAUUGAAACAACUUUGUAAUAUAGAUGAAGAUUAUACUCUGACUAUAAAAUCAGAAGACCGUUCAAGGAAUACUUCACCUACCCAAAGCGAGGGGAGGAGAGACUUCACAAAACGUCAAGGCAUGUCUUUGAAGUCGAACACGGAUAAGUUCUUGCAACGGUUAAAGGACAUAUGCGCGAAAACAGUUAUUGAAGCAGAAAUCAGUAGGAGAAGAUAUUGUUCCAAAGAAAUAAUACAUACAGAUGAUGCUGUAACUACUAUGGUCAAUUCUGAAAACCUAGUGAAUACUACUUUUUCUCAGGUGGAAACACUGAAAAAUGAACUUGAAAAGUUUUAUGCCGAUUGGCACAGGAAAUGCAAAAUUUCUAACAUCCCUUCUCAAAGAAGCAAUGUAUCAGAUGUGGAUAACUUAACAGAUGUGACAAAGUCAAAUACAAGAGAAUUGGAUAACAUGAAGGAUGAUGAAUCGUCUAAAGAUGAGACCUUUAAUAAGAAGUCUUCAUCGAGCAAGAAUGAAGUUAAUGAUGAUAAAGGUAUCGAAGUAUCGGAUUGCGAUAGUGAAGAAAUUUUCUCAGGGAGUGAAAUGAGAACUUCCAAUGUAAAUAAAAGUUUGUGUAAAGAGAAGGAUGAAAUAGUCGAAGGUGAAACUCAGAAACGUAGGAAUUCAAGUAUGCAGAGGUUAAGUGACGAGAGUGAUGAUGUUAUAUUAAAUAUUGAAGAACAGAAGAACGAAAAGAAUAAUUCAAAGAACUGCAGGAAAAGUGCCGAUAGGAAUUCUGAUACGGCAGAACGGAAAGAGAGCACUAAAGAAGUGCCAUCAGUUGAAGAAGAGAUCUGUGAUUCACAAAAUAGUGAAAAUGAGGCUACUUUAGUAUUACCAAAAGCUGCAAAAUCGGGAGCCACUGUUGAAAAAAAUAAUAGUUUAAUAAGGACUCCUGUGAUCGAGAAAAAUAAAGAUGCUGUUGCGGUUAAGGAUGAAAAUUCACAAAAGAGAUGUAAAGAAAGCGACGAUGAGACUUUCGGUGGAAUUGAUGGAUUGAUCGUGGAUGAUUCAUCAAGUGAUAUGUUUGACAGUAGUAUCAAUGCUGUGGAAGACACUGAUGAGAUAAAAUCCACGAGGGGAAAGUCUUCAAAGGUUGCAGAAAUGAGAACUGAUAGAGACACAGUUCUUAAAAGUAGCAAAGAUCAAUCUGAAGCAUCAGGUUCUCUUUCAAAAACUGAAGCCAGUUGUGAUAAUUUAGGUAACGAUUUAAACUCUACUGUUGACAACAAUAAGAUUGUUGCCAGUAAAGAAGAUGAUAAUAAAGGGAACAAAGCAGUUCCACCGUGCGAGGAAAAUACCAGAAUGGAGGAAGAGGCUAAUCCUUGCAAAAGCAAGUCCGAUGAUUCAGAAAACGAAGAACUUGUUUUACACGGUAACACGGAAUCCGCAAUUUCAAAGGAUGUAGCGAAACAAAUUGAAAACGAUUCUGCAAAUGAAACCAAAGAUCCGAAAGAGGUUGAAGAUGGUACCGUUACCCCGGUGUCGACUCCAGUAGUAAAAUUGCAAGAAGAGAUUGUUGCGAAGAACGAAGAGAAGAAGAAUGAGAAACCGCUAAGACAAGGUAUGACUAAACAUGGGUCAUCGGACAGUUUUUCAGAUAAUUCUAUUUUAGGGAAUAUAGAAGAGACUCCUGAGUUAACUGAGAGUGACGAUGUGGAGCAGCUUGCAAAGAAUGCUCUAUUAAAUUCAAACUCUGAAGAUGAUUCCGGAUCAUUGGACACGAGCAAUGGCUCAAAAAGCAAUAGUUCGAAAAGCAACGAGGGUUCCGACAGAGAGAAGGCUAAUUUGCGAGCGAAGAAGUCAUUGUUUAUAUCUUCCACCAGUGACGAUUCUCCUUCGGAUCCAGAUAAUAAUCCUGAUAAAUCAAACAAAAAAGAUAGCGAUAAUUCAAAUACAUCCAACAGUAAACCCCAUUCCUUAAAACGAGGUCGAGAAUUAGAUUAUGACAGUUCAAGUCAUAAGAAGAAGAAAUUCAAGUUGCAGAAGAAUCAGCAUUAUUUGACAGAUGAAAAGUUGCGAAUGACUUGCAAGGUUGUGUUGAAGAGAUUAAAGCCAAAAGUCUUGGCUCGAUUUUCUGCUGUUCUGGAACAAUCUAAACUGCGAUUGGAGUACAAACAAAUAGAAAGCAGUUUGGUCACUUUGGAAUCUCUUGAAAAGAAAAAAAGCAAGAAAGGUUCCAUUAAUGAUUCAAAUUCUGAUGACGAAGUCUUAUCAAAGUCAUCGAAAGACACUCCAGCAAAGAAGAAAAAGCGAGAUUCUGAGACUCCCGAAGAAAGUCUGUUGGAUCAUCUAAAGAAAGUGGAAAAUGAAGGAAUUCCGGAUGACAGUGUCGAAUCAGAAACCGAAAAGGAACGAAUUAAUGUUAAAGGAGAACCUCACGAUACCAGCACGGAUCUUGCUGUCGAAGCUGACAAACUAGCGAAACAAUUUCUCCUGAAUAGUUCGGAUUCGCAAGAUGAAGGGGGGAAUCCAGAGGGCAGCAGUUCCGAAGGGCCUAAGAAGUCGGAGAAGACCAAGCAACGCAAAAGUGUGAAUUUCUCAGAGAACAAACCUGAUCGAUCGAGCAGCAGUUCGAAAGAUGAUGAGGACAAUGCAAAGUCGGAUAAAGGUCGCUGGAAGAGAAGUAAACUUCUUACGAUGAAAUUAUCCGAUUCCGAUUCCGAAGCAGAGAAGCAAAGGUGGACUGCGUCCCAAGAAAAGCUUAAAGAGAAGAAAGAAGACGAAAAAUCAGGCGACGAAGACGAACAGGAGCGCAAGAUAAAAAAGAAGCGAGUGAAGCGAAGAGUAUUCGAAUCUGACUCCGAUAUAAAGCUGACAGAUGAGAGCUCGGAAGACUCUGACUCCUCGAAAGAAAAAUCGGAUGGCAAGGAAAAGGAGAAAGAAAAGAAAAGGAAGCCGCGCAAGCGAGGAACCGCAAAAUCCUCGGACUCCGAUUCGCUUUCCGGAGAGACAAAAACCAAGCCGAAGCGAAGGCGAAUCAAGAAAAUGGACAGUGACAGCGAUAGUGAUAACGAUGGGUUAACAAAUUCCCAAGGGACGCCGAACAAAGCUGGGAGGAAGAACAUCCGCAAGGUGCUUAAGGACAACAAAGUGGCGGACGUCACCAAGCAAGCAGCUAAAGAGGAGGAGGAAAGAUUGAAGCGCAUAGCGGACCGCCAGAAAUUGUACAACGAAAUGUACGAGAUGAGGCUCGCCGGAGAGGAGCGAGUGGACAAGCUAGUACUCGACUUCGACGAGGAGACCAAAGAAGAGAUAAUCAGUGUCCACGCGGAAUUAGUGAAACGUCUAAAGCCUCACCAAGCUCAAGGUAUCAAGUUUAUGUGGGAUGCUUGCUUCGAGUCGGUCAAGAGAUUAAAAGACAGCACGGGGUCUGGCUGCAUCCUGGCACAUUGCAUGGGCCUCGGAAAGUCCUUCCAAGUCGUAACGCUAACCCACACGUUGCUGACCCACGAACAGACACAGAUUAAAACCGUCAUGGUGGUCUGUCCCCUGAACACGGUGUUGAACUGGGUGAACGAAUUCAAAAUCUGGCUGGAACACGUGAACGGUGGUGAUGACAUUAACGUCUUCGAGCUGACGAAGAUGAAGAAGAACUUCGAGAGGAAGUACGAGUUGGAGAACUGGCAGCGCUGCGGAGGAGUUCUCAUAAUCGGGUACGAAAUGUUCCGGAACCUCAGCUCGUCCGGGAAGAAGAUGAGGAAGAGCAUGCAGGAGUCCAUUUUGAAGUGCCUGGUGGACCCUGGGGCCGACCUCGUCAUCUGCGACGAGGGCCACUUGCUGAAGAAUGAGGACACCGCCCUGAGCAAAGCCAUGAACAAGGUCAAGACUCUCAGGAGGAUAGUCCUGACCGGCACGCCGCUGCAGAACAACUUGAAAGAAUAUCAUUGCAUGGUGCACUUCGUCAAGCCGAAUCUCCUGGGCACGAAGAAGGAGUUCAUGAACAGGUUCGUCAACCCGAUAACGAACGGACAGUUCGACGACUCCAAUGAGUACGACGUGAAGUUGAUGAAGAAACGCGCCCACGUUCUACAUAAAAUGUUGGAGGGCAGCGUGCAGAGAUUCGAUUAUUCCGUGUUGAUGCCGUUCUUGCCGCCCAAACAGGAGUACGUUAUUUUCGUGAGGCUGACGGAAGUACAGGUGGAAAUGUAUCAGUAUUACCUGAACAAUCUUGCAAGGCGCCAGAGAGUUGCCGGAGGGAGCCUCUUCGCGGACUUCCAGGAGCUGCAGAGGGUGUGGACGCAUCCUAUCGUGCUGAAGUUGAACGCCGAAAAGGUUGAGAGGGCCAAUGAGAAGAAGAGACUCGAGGCGAGCGACUCCGAGGGUUCGUUGAGGGACUUCAUCGACGAUGGCGACGAUUCCGAUACCAGCAGCACCAGCUCCGGAAGUGCCGGCAGCAAGAGCAACGACGAUGUCCAGCUGAUCGACUCCGAGGGGGAGAAGAAGACCAGGAAACGCUCGACCAGAGCCAACCCUGCGCUCGAGCCGGAACCGGAACCAGAAGAGAACCGCGAAGAGCCAUCGGAGUGGUGGAGCCAGUUCGUCCAGCAGAAGCACUUCGACGACAUCAGGAUCUCCUCCAAGCUGACUCUACUCUUCGGGAUAUUGAAGGAAUGCGAGCAGAUCGGCGAUAAAGUGCUCGUGUUCUCGCAGUCCCUGUACUCCUUGACGUUGAUCGAGGAGUUCCUCAGAAGAAUCGACGACGAAACGCAGAACGACGUUAAGAGCGAACUCCUCGAAGGUCAUACCGGCAGUUGGUCCCUGGGUUUAGACUAUUUCCGACUGGAUGGUCAGACUUCUGCCGACAACAGAAGCAUUUGGUGCAACAUCUUCAACAAGCCCUCCAACACUCGAGCUCGUCUCUUCCUCAUCUCGACCCGGGCUGGAGGUCUGGGGAUUAACUUGACUGCAGCCAACCGGGUCAUUAUAUUCGAUGCUAGCUGGAAUCCCUCUCACGACGUGCAGAGCAUCUUCAGGAUAUACAGGUUUGGUCAGAAGAAACCUUGCUACAUCUAUCGGUUCUUGGCUCAUGGUACGAUGGAGGAGAAGAUCUACAAUCGUCAAGUGACGAAACUCUCCCUGUCGUGUCGAGUUGUCGACGAGCAACAAAUCGAGCGACAUUACAGCAAUAACGACCUCACCGAGCUGUACCAGUUCGAGCCGAACACUGACAAAGACAAGCAAACGUUGAAUCUUCCAAGAGACAGACUGCUGGCUGAGAUUCUUUUGAAGUAUAAGGACGCGGUUGACAAUUAUCAUGAGCACGAUUCUCUCCUGGAAAACAAGGCUGAAGAGGAACUAGACGAGGAGGAAAGGAAGCAGGCUUGGCUUGAAUACGAGGAGGAGAAGAAGGGACGAGUACCGACGAUGAAUGCCCACAUGAACUUCCAAAACCAGAUGAACUGGCAGCAACAACAGCUACAGACCGGAGUGAUUGAUCCCAACAAGAUACUUCUGGAUGUUGAAAAUAUUCAACGACUGAUUAAGAAAGAUUAUCCGAAUGCAACGGAUGUCCAGUUAAAGGCGAUGGCAACGCACGCAGUGAUGGAAAUGUACACCUAUGUUGAAAAGCAGACAAUGAUGAACAGAAAUCCUGUGAUGACGAAUCCAAUGUAUGCUCCACGAGCCCCUAACAAUGCUUUAGCUGCUAUGAAUCCUCUGGCACAGCAACAGUAUGCGGUGCAGCAACAGCGCACAUUGCUCCGUGUACUGCAGCAGCAGCAGCAACAACAACAACAGUUUCACCAUCAACAGCAGCAGCAACAGCUUCAGCAGGAGAACUACAAUACCUACAACAACAAUAGCAAUUGGAUAGCUGGAGACAUCGUAAGAGGAUCGAAAGACGAUGACAUUAUUGAGAUUACUCCUGCUACCGAUCGUGUCACGUCGACAACAGAACCACAAGCUUCCACGUCGUCAAAGAACAGUAAACCUCAAGAGGAAUAAAUGAGGAAUCGGAGAUACUUGGAAAAAAUGUGAGGAGUAAAUGAGGCAAGGGAAGUUGUUUUACUUAUUUCCUACUUCCGUUCGGAGGCUUAAAUCUUUGAGAAUGCAAAGUGUGAAUCAUGUCUUCUAUGUGUCCCCUUCGCUUCGGUAUGGCGUUAUUCGUAAAGAAUGAAAGGAGACUAGAUAUAUGUGGUUGUUGCAUAUGCAACUUCGUCAGUGUACAUAACCGUUUACGUUAGUUUAUAAAUAAAAUCGAGGGAAUGCAGUAACUACGAAGGCGCUCAAACCGGUUGAGUUGGAUUCACUCUAUCGGAGACUUCGAAUAACCAAGUUAACGACUUUCUAUACCAAGUGGUUGCACAGUGUAUUUACUUCCUUUAGUUCGGUAAGGUUUUUUAUCCUACUAUCUACGAUUACCAAACAAAUGUAAAAUUAUUAAAAGCUGUCUAGAGAAUGUAUAGUUGCUGCUGAUAUGAUAUCUUAGGUAAUGCUUCCGGGAGUUUUAUUCAAGUUCUAAAUGCGCACUUGUUUUCUGUAUUAUUCAUUACAUCUUAGAAUCAUGUAUUAAUGGUUAUUUCACGUUGGUUUGCUCUAUUUUCAUCCUUUUUAGUGUGUAAAGGUUCCCAUAGGAAAAUGCAACGAAGAAAACAAAUAUUUUAUAUCAGGAAGGAAGAGUGUCAUUGCAUUUAGUUGCCUUGUUACCUUCUUGUUAACAAGUUACUCCUUUAAAAACGGAAACAAUUUAUUUAAUAUACGAGUUAUAUAUAUUCAGUCAAAUGUACCGUUGGCAGUAGUGAAAAUAAAUUGUCACGUAAUCCUA
Orussus abietinus is the source of this 8075-nucleotide messenger RNA. Its product is annotated as transcriptional regulator ATRX homolog. Lineage: Eukaryota; Metazoa; Arthropoda; Insecta; Hymenoptera; Orussidae. Bases 413 to 7255 code for a protein of 2280 amino acids. The record is from RefSeq and is a predicted model, not a curated record. Gene Ontology annotation, molecular function: ATP-dependent chromatin remodeler activity; ATP binding; ATP hydrolysis activity. Gene Ontology annotation, cellular component: nucleus. The transcript is spliced from 18 exons.